Metarhizium album ARSEF 1941 is the source of this 1005-nucleotide messenger RNA. Its product is annotated as Mitochondrial carrier domain protein. The transcript is spliced from 2 exons. The coding region runs from base 1 to 1005 and encodes 334 amino acids. The record is from RefSeq and is a predicted model, not a curated record. Lineage: Eukaryota; Fungi; Ascomycota; Sordariomycetes; Hypocreales; Clavicipitaceae. Gene Ontology annotation, biological process: carnitine transmembrane transport; mitochondrial transport. Gene Ontology annotation, molecular function: O-acyl-L-carnitine transmembrane transporter activity. Gene Ontology annotation, cellular component: mitochondrial envelope.
AUGCCCUCCGCCGCCGAGAACCUGCCCGCACCCGUGGCCGACAAGCUCCCGCGCCUGCCAGAGACCAAGGACGAGCUUCGAGAAACCAAGGCGGCCGCCAAGUCGGGCCUGCUGUCGCAGCUGCGCGCCCUGGCCGCCGGCGGCUUCGGCGGCAUCUGCGCCGUCGUCGUCGGCCACCCCUUUGACCUGGUCAAGGUCCGGCUGCAGACCGCCGAGCGCGGCGUGUACUCGUCGGCCGUCGACGUCGUGAGGAAGAGCGUCGCGCGGGACGGCCUGCGGAGGGGGCUGUACGCCGGCGUGAGCGCGCCCCUCGUAGGCGUCACGCCCAUGUUCGCCGUCUCCUUUUGGGGCUACGACCUCGGCAAGCAAAUCGUCUCGGCCGCGGGCCCCGCCGGCCCCGACGGCCUCCUGUCCAUCGGCCAAGUCUCGACGGCGGGCUUCCUGUCCGCCAUCCCCAUGACGGCCAUCACGGCGCCCUUUGAGCGCGUCAAGGUCAUCCUCCAGGUCCAGGGCCAGAGGCGGCUCGCGCCCGGCCAGAAGCCCAAGUACACGGGCGGCCUCGACGUCGCGCGCCAGCUCUACCGCGACGGCGGGCUGCGCAGCGUCUUCCGCGGCAGCGCCGCCACCCUCGCCCGCGACGGCCCCGGGUCCGCCGCCUACUUCGCCGCCUACGAGUACAUCAAGCGCGCGCUGAGCCCUGUCGACGCCGCGACCGGCCGGCCCACCGGCGAGCUGAGCCUCACGGCCGUCACUUGCGCCGGCGCCGCCGCCGGCGUGGCCAUGUGGAUUCCCGUCUUCCCCGUCGACACCGUCAAGUCCCGGCUGCAGACGGCCGAGGGCAACGUCACCCUCGGCAGCGUCGUCCGCGAGCUCCACGCCAGGGGCGGCCUGAAGGCCUUCUUCCCCGGCUUCGGCCCUGCUCUGGCCCGCGCCGUGCCCGCCAACGCCGCCACUUUUCUGGGCGUCGAGCUGGCUCACCAGGCCAUGAGGAGGGCCUUCGACUAG